AUGAUUGAGACCAUUAAAAUAGCACAGCAUAAUAUCUGCAAGUGUAGGAUAGCCUCCUUGCAACUCCGAGACUACUGUCAUAGCAAUAAAAUAGACAUCAUUCUUUUACAAGAGCCGCUAAUCCAAAAAGACAGGGUAUAUGCAUUUGAAAGCAGUAAGCAAAUACAUAAAGGCAACCGGGCAGGGGCAGCCAUUGUAGUUCUCAACGAAGAACUUCGCAUAAUCGAGCUGGCACAACAUACGAGUGACCAUGUAGUCGCAAUUAGAGUCAGCAAGCAUGAUGAGGCACAUGCUAUAACAGUAGUGUCGGCAUAUUUUAAGUACAACAUGCCGACACUCUGGUUCGUUGAGAAAUUGCACGCAGUCCUCGAAGAUGAGAGGCGGGUCCUAAUCGGUGCAGAUGUUAAUGCACAUUCCAAAUUAUGGCACAGCACUGACCGUAAUGAAAGAGGCCUGGUAGUGGAAGGUCUAAUUGAAGACCAUGAUUUGGGUAUUGCGAACCGUCCAUCGCAGCUAAGGACAUAUGAUCGUGAAGGAAUGGGAUCGUCAAACAUCGACGUCACCCUCUUCACACCAAGUAUUUCAAACCAAAUCGGUGAAUGGUCAGUACUUGAUAAUACAGACAGUGAUCAUAACACGCUGGUGUAUAAUUUGGAAAUCGGCAGCCAACAACCACCAAGUGAUAGAAACCACACAUUCGUCGUGAGAAAGGCGGACUGGAAUAAAUUCACGCAUAAACUCUUGGAGAAUAAGCCAGAGAUAGAUGAGACCUCAGUACACACCUUUGCUAAAUCUCUGACAUUAGUGAUUCAGAAUGCAGCCAGAGCAUCCAUGCCCUCUGGCAGCAGACAAAAACGCUGUGGUAAGCAACCCUGGUGGAACAAUCAGUUGGACAGUCUGAAAAAAGAAUUGGACAGACAGAGACGCAAUGGAUCAAACGUGACGAAUAAGCCCGAAUAUAACGCGUUACGCAAUAGAUACUUAAAAGAGAUAAGGUCAGCGAAGAUGGCUGCAUGGAGACAUUUCUCAAAUGACAUUAACACUAACGCGUGGGGUAAGGCCUUUAAGUGGGCAAAGAAUGGCUCAAAAAGACCGAGUAUCCCCAGCACUAUGAAAGACAUUAACGGUGUAACCACCAAUAGCUGA
Molecule: messenger RNA, 1146 nt
Organism: Metopolophium dirhodum (rose-grain aphid)
Lineage: Eukaryota; Metazoa; Arthropoda; Insecta; Hemiptera; Aphididae
Exons: 1
Coding region: 1-1146 (381 amino acids)
Molecular function (GO): catalytic activity
Source: RefSeq, a predicted model, not a curated record